This is a messenger RNA of Phytophthora nicotianae INRA-310, 1335 nucleotides long. RefSeq lists its product as hypothetical. The transcript has 3 exons. Lineage: Eukaryota; Oomycota; Peronosporomycetes; Peronosporales; Peronosporaceae. The record is from RefSeq and is a predicted model, not a curated record. The coding region runs from base 1 to 1335 and encodes 444 amino acids.
AUGCCAUCUCGCCAGUCGCCCGCAACGUCCCGGACCCCAACACUAGCAACGUCGUCUCUCCAGUCGCCUACUUUACCGAGGUCACAAGGCCGUUCGACGUCUCCUGCAUCAUCCGCUUCGUCAAGAAGCGUGGCAGCCGCACGUUCGCGCUCGGUUCGCACAGAGCCGACUCGUUCUCGGGCAGCCUCUAGCUCCCGAUCGUCCAGAGCCCAUCUCCAGUCGAUGCUGGAGAUACUUGAAGAUCGCGAGGAGGCUCGACUUGAGGAGCUGAACCGGUACUCUGAUGAAGUUGACGUCAACAACACCGAACCGACCUCAACGUGCACAAUUUUUGAUGGUAUUUACCGUGACGGAGGAACCGAGGCCGUGCUCACGAACUUCUCUCCAAGCGAGAUAAACACAUUGUGGUUUUCUGUACGUGGACAUGUGCAUCGGUACUGGAACGUCGGACGUGGAAGGCGCUCCACAUUCGCCGCUAAGGACUUGUUUUUCAUGUUGCUUGGGGCUAUCACGGGAUUCAUUGAGGUGGUGACACCAAAACUCUACGAAGAGUGGGUAACCUCGCAACUAGACGUGACCACAAUGCGGGCGCUGGUAACGUCGGGGCAUACGUUUAACAACUUUCCUUGCGCAUUUGCCAAACACAAGUUGUAUGGUUUCAAGGUGGAGGUGUCCGUGAAUCCGCGAGGUCUUGCGAUCAACUGCACUCGCCAUGCUAGAGGAAACACGGCUGAUAUCACGGUGUUUAGGAACAAUCAAGCCUGUCACCAACAAGCUCGUCGCAAAGCUGAAGGAAACCAGCGUCUUCCCAACAAUGGACCUCUUCAUUCGGAUUAUCCGGAGGAGUGGGCUGUCCUCGCGGAUAAAGGGUAUCAAGGUCUUGAUGCCCAUCUGCGCUGCAUUCACCCCAAAAAGGGCAACCAACUGAACCCGGAAGAAGUACGACAAAAUGGGCGCAUCUCGAGCGACAGAGUUAUUGUCGAGAAUUUCUUUGGAAGAAUAUGUGGUUUGUGGCGUGUCUGUGCUGAGAAGUUUCGCUGGAGCGAAGCCUUUUACGACGAUAUAUUCCACAUCUGCGUGAGUCUAACUAACUACCAUGUCACCUUGCACCCGUUAAGAGAGCAAAAUGGGACAUGCUAUCGCCAGUACCAGAAUCGGCUUUUGGCGAUCGGAGCAGAGAUGAAAAAGCGGCGUCGCCUAAACCAAGAGCGUUACCGGCGCAACCAGCGCCUUCGCCACCAAAUGCAGUUGGAUGAUCACCCUGUGCACAGUGACUUUGAGAUUGGCAGCGACCUGAGCGAAGCCGAGUCUGAUACGACACAAAUGCCCCGUUAG